GACGUACAUGAAAUAUUCCUCUUCUUUUUUUCCCUGUAUUUUUAUCUCAUUUCACUGCGUUAAGAGGACGUUUUGAGUCUUUUUUUAAAACCUUAAUGGUUCGCUGUAGAUGGAUUAGGAUGUAAAACUGUCGUGUUUUGGGUGUUUUUUUUUUUUUAAAGCCUCAUAUUCAUGACUAAGCCGUAAAUAUGCAGCCACUGAGCGCCAUUGGUCGCAUUUUUUGUGUUUUCUGCCGUCGUCCGUGCAAAGGCAGGCAUCUUGUUGUACAGAUAAGAGACAUCCACCCAGCAGCUGGAUUAUUUUGUGAGUCUCAGUCGAGGUCAGUGAUGCUUCACCAUCAGGACCAACCUCUGAACCCGGCCUACGGAGGGCAAGGAGGUUCCAACAACGGCUCCUCCUCCUUGCUGCGAAACAGGAAGUGUGACAAGGACGGCAACUUCAACUUCCUGCCCGGCAAAGAUGACGAUGGCUUCACAGGCAACGGAGGAGGAGACGAGAACCGAAACCAGGUGCGCCCCCGCAACUUGGGCCCGCUGGGUCGCGACCCGCCGAAUUCCACGCCGUCUGCUGGGUAUCACCACAACUCAGGGCUUCUGUCACCGCGCUCCCGCCUGCCCUGCUGGAGCCACCUGGAGCCCCUGCCCGAAAUCGAGGCCGGGGAUGACGGUUACGGCCGGGUGCCCCCUGACGGAGCGGAGGAAGGUAGGAUGGAGGAGGAGGUGAGAAGGGUGAUGAUGAGCCAGCAUGAGGAGAAGCAGAGAGAGAAAGGGGAGCAGCAGAGGAGAAAAAGCAGCUUGGGCUUCAGAGGACGGGAGGAAGACGAAGACGAGGCCGGGCUGAAUGACGAUGACGAAUGGGGCGACACCGACUCUGAGUCCGACUUUAGCGUCCGGUCCGGUGGCAGCAUGUCCUCCCUUAACAUGGACAGUGGAGGCGAAGGAGUGCUCAUGGGAGGCUGGGACCGCAUCGGAGUCGGGGAACCAAAAUCCAACCACCAGGAGAGUGACCCAGCCAGAAACAGCAACAGAGAACCAGCUGGAAGACACAGAAGAUUCAGCCGCAAGUCGCUGACGGGAAGCUACCUGGGAAAUCUUCUGGAGGAAGGAGCAGAAGAGCAAGACAACGACGACGACCGGUCCUCUGACUCGGACGGCGAGCUGCCAGAGCUGAUGGACGCGGUGUGGACGCUGCGAGACCGCGAGCGCUUCAAAGCCCAGGAGAUGGAGAAGCACCAGGUGCAGCUGACCAUGUACCGCCGCUUGGCGCUGAUCCGCUGGGUCCGCACCCUGCAGAGCCGCAUCCAGGAGCAGCAGGACCGCCUGCAGUCCAGCUUCGAUGUCAUCCUCACUCAAAGAAAAGAACUGCUGCGCAUGGGCGCCGCCGCAGCCAUCGCCAACGCCGCACCCGCUGCCGCUGUCAGCCAGUCGUAAGGAGAAAGAGGGGGGGAGGAACUGAAACAGGAAGUGGUUAAAAAGGCGUUUUUGUUCUGUUUGCUUCUACCCUGAAGACAUUUCCCCUGAAAAGAGAAACAUCUCCCAUAAUCCUGUUUGACAUUUUUGAGCCUCACACUCAUGUUUCUGAUUGUAAUGGCACAAAAUCUUGUGUUUUUAUACUGGCAUCUCACCCAGAGCAUCAGUAAAUAUACCAACUGAAGACUGGACAUUACCCCCUGUACCAAAAUGUAGGAUUUUAGGAUGUAUUCUGGUCAAAACAACGAGAUGAUGAACACUUUGCUGUGAGAUUAAAAAUGUCUGUUUAUGCUCUACUUCUUUGUCUUGACCUGUGCGUAGAAAACACCUGCUGUACCAAAAAAAAAAAAAGUGGAAAAUAUCAUGUAAAUUUUACAUUAUUAGAGAUGAUUUAUACCCGGAGAUCAGGCUGUAUAUAUAGAGAGAUAAUAAAGUACAUUAAAAGAAUGAACAAAAUGA
Dicentrarchus labrax (European seabass) is the source of this 1928-nucleotide messenger RNA. RefSeq lists its product as uncharacterized. Bases 189 to 1430 code for a protein of 413 amino acids. Lineage: Eukaryota; Metazoa; Chordata; Actinopteri; Moronidae. The transcript has 2 exons. The record is from RefSeq and is a predicted model, not a curated record.